AUGCCUGCCGAAGUCUCCGAUAUCAAGCAGUUCAUUGAGAUCUGCCGCCGGAAGGAUGCCUCCUCCGCCCGCAUCAAGAAGAACGGCAAGACCCAGCAGACCAAGUUCAAGGUCCGCUGCCACCGCAACCUUUACACUCUCGUCCUGAAGGACUCCGACAAGGCCGACAAGCUCAAGCAGAGCCUGCCCCCUGCCCUCAAGGUCGUCGAUGUCUCCAAGGGCACCAAGAAGACCAACUAA
Molecule: messenger RNA, 240 nt
Organism: Penicillium griseofulvum
Lineage: Eukaryota; Fungi; Ascomycota; Eurotiomycetes; Eurotiales; Aspergillaceae
Product: 60S ribosomal protein eL38
Exons: 3
Coding region: 1-240 (79 amino acids)
Biological process (GO): translation; protein-RNA complex assembly
Cellular component (GO): cytosolic large ribosomal subunit; ribosome
Molecular function (GO): structural constituent of ribosome
Source: RefSeq, a predicted model, not a curated record